This is a messenger RNA of Akanthomyces muscarius, 303 nucleotides long. RefSeq lists its product as uncharacterized. Lineage: Eukaryota; Fungi; Ascomycota; Sordariomycetes; Hypocreales; Cordycipitaceae. The transcript has 3 exons. Gene Ontology annotation, molecular function: long-chain fatty acyl-CoA binding. Gene Ontology annotation, biological process: fatty acid metabolic process. The record is from RefSeq and is a predicted model, not a curated record. Bases 1 to 303 code for a protein of 100 amino acids.
AUGUCUGCCGCUUUCAAGAAGGCCACCGAAGACUCCAAGAAGAUCGUCAACGAUCCCAGCAACGAUGAGCUCCUCGAGCUCUACGCCCUCUACAAGGUCGGCAACGGCGAGGACAUCGCCAGCGCCCCCUCCCCCGGCAUGUUCGACCUGAAGGGCAAGGCCAAGAAGAACGCCUGGCAAAAGGUCGUCGACGAGGGCAUCUCGGCCGACGCCGCCCAGGAGCGCUACGUCGCUCUCGUCGAGCAGCUCAAGGCCAAGCACGGCUUUGACGAGAACAAGGUUCCUGCAUCUGUUGGCAAAUAA